This is a messenger RNA of Cyclopterus lumpus (lumpfish), 3240 nucleotides long. RefSeq names its product cadherin 26, tandem duplicate 1 (gene cdh26.1). The coding region runs from base 26 to 2506 and encodes 826 amino acids. The transcript has 19 exons. Gene Ontology annotation, molecular function: calcium ion binding; cadherin binding. NCBI's taxonomy places the organism in Eukaryota, Metazoa, Chordata, Actinopteri, Perciformes, Cyclopteridae. Gene Ontology annotation, biological process: adherens junction organization; calcium-dependent cell-cell adhesion; homophilic cell-cell adhesion. Gene Ontology annotation, cellular component: catenin complex; adherens junction; plasma membrane. The record is from RefSeq and is a predicted model, not a curated record.
AGGAUAUCGAGCAGAGUGCAACGAGAUGAGGACCGUUUCCCUGCUUCUGUUGGUUGCAUUGACAGGCCUGGCAGAGUCUCGCCUUUUCAACCACCUCGGGCCUGCCAAGCGGGAGCUUUUGGUGCGUUCCAAAAGAAGAUGGGUUUUGUCUACAAUCGAAAUAGACGAAGAAGACCCCGGGCCGUUCCCCAAGGAAAUUUCAAAGAUGUAUAACGACAAGAAGAGUCCUGAAGGCCAUUUGUACCGUAUAAGUGGGAUGGGUGUGGAUGAGGUGCCAAAAGGAGUGUUCUCCAUCGACGAGUACACCGGAGUCGUCACAGCCCACAAAUCCGUGGACAGAGAGGCACACGACCUCUUCGAAAUCCACUUUGACAUCUUGAACGCAGAGACGGGCAAAGCAAUAGACAGGCAACUAUCUUUCAAUGUAGAAGUAAAGGACAUCAAUGACAACGCACCGUUUUUCGAUGGCGGAUUGCAAGCCAAUGUGCCAGAAAAUACGGUGGAGGGAACCCCGCUGAUACAUCUGAACAUGAUGGACAGAGAUGAGAGGAACUCGAAAAACUCUGAAGUCACCGUCAGUAUGCUGUCACAGAACCCACUGGAGCCCAAGAUUGAGCUGAAUCAGAUUACUAACAGAAUAGCCCAGCUCAACUUCAAAGGAUGUUUCGACUACGAUAAAGAACAUAAGUAUGAAAUCGUUCUUCAAGUCAAAGAUCAUGGAACGCCGGCCCUCUCCUCCACCGCCGUCGCUACCAUCCACAUUCUUGACAAAAACAGCCACAUGCCAACGUUCAGGCAGAAGAAGUACCAAGGCGAGGUGUUAGAAUCAGUCACCAAGGAGGAUAUUUUGAGAAUCGCGGUCGACGACAAAGACAGUCCCAAAACCCCCGGCUGGCGCGCCAAAUACUUCUUCAUAAAAGGGAACGAGGGAAGAAACUACCAACUUGAAACCGACCCCGAGACCAAUGAGGGUAUUCUGAGCGUCAUCAAGGGCAAGGACUUCGAGAAGAUGAAGUCCCACCACCUCCUGGUCGGAGUGGAGAACGAGGAGCCCUUGUUUGUUUGUAAAAAUGGAUCCUUGGGCGCUCCUCCGUCUCCAGAUGUCGCCGACAUCACAAUACAAGUGAUUGAUGUCAAUGACCCGCCUUCCUAUGAGAAAAUGACGUAUGACGUGUACCGGAUAGAGGAGGAAGACCCGGGACAGGUGCUGUUGACGCCGAAGGUUAUCGACGACGACUCCGAGGUAUCCAAAGUCAGGCAUGAGCUGGUAGAAGAUCCAGCUGGCUGGGUGUCCAUAGAUGAGAAAACCGGAACAAUCACAACAACGAAGAAGAUGGACAGAGAUUCAUCAUUUGUGCAUGAUAGCGUGUACAAAAUCGUCAUCAGAGCCAUAGACAACGGUAAGCCUCCAGCCCAAUGUACAGCCACUGUCCUGGUCCACCUGAGGGAUAUCAACGACAACCUUCCGAGACUGGUCAACAGCAGCUUGGUUCUGUGCGGAAACAAGGCUAGCGAGGUCAUGGUGCAGGCCUCGGACGCAGACGCCAAUCCAUUCAGUGGGCCCUUCACUUUCGGGCUGGGAAGUGAUGAAAAGGAUCUGGCGGAGCGAUGGAAGCUAGACCCUUCCUAUGGUGAUGAAGGCGGGCUCGUUAGCCGGACGCAGCUUCCUUUCGGUAACUACUUGGUGCCGCUGCGCAUUCAGGACCAACAGAGCUUGGUCGGAGACCACACCGUGCAAGUGGUGGUGUGUGACUGCGGCGAGGGAGACGUUUGCCUUCCCAAAACGCCGCCCUCAACCAGCUUGGGGCCGGCGGGCAUCGGACUGAUCUUUUUGGGCCUCCUCUUAUUUCUGCUGCUGCUCCUCGUCUGUAAGUGUCAGUGCAGAGGGAAGGACUUCAAGCACAUGCCCAUGGUGCAGGAUGAGGGCAACCAGACCCUGAUCCGGUACAACCAAGAAGGAGGGGGGUCCCCGUGCAUGAAUGAGCCCACUCUGCUCCAGACGCCUACAAAAAGCAUGGCUGUGACGGAAGGCCUGAAAAUGGGCAACAUGCAGUCCCAGGUGACGACCCAGGACAUGGAUGCGUACGCCAGCGCAAGGCACGGCAUGAUGACCUCUAACAUGACCUUGCAGGGCUCGCAGCGCCGAAGGGACACAGUCAGAAGCCAAGGAGGGCAGAGCAUGAACUGGAAUUUAAACAGGAUGAACUCCUUUCAGGCAGGCUCCUCAAGAGACAACCACUCCGUGAGCAUGCUGUCGGAUCAACACAUUUCAGACCACAUCGUCAGGAGAAUGGACGAGAUUAAUGGAAACCAGGACUCCCGGCCGGUGUACCAGCCCCACGAGUACGCCUACGAGGGUCAGGGCAGCAAAUGCCAGUCGUUGGAUCAGCUGUCACUAAGCAACACAGGGGAUGAUUUGAUGUUCCUGAAUGAUUUGGGGCCAAAGUUCAAGACCUUGGCGGGCGUCUGUAACCAGACAAUUCCAAAGAGAAACACGGAGCAUUAAUAAAAGGCCGCUGCUGGGACGGAGAGUUUUUUUUUUACAUGAAGAAAGUUUCUCCUCACAAAAUCUGGGAUUAUGGACCGAUCUGACUGGAUCUUUGUACCACACGGCUUGGAUGUUUUUGCAUUUCAGACUUAAACAUCUCACAUAUUUUGAGUCAAAUAUCAGCAUCCAUGCGUGAAAACGAGGAUUAUGUGGUAUUUUGUCCGCUUAGAGAUGUAAUUAUUGCACUGAACAAACUGUCAUGCUUUGGUGCUUUUGAAAUGUUCGGGUUUCGACAGUAACUGGGUGUGUUUGAAUGUUUACUUUGAUUGUCGGCAUGUGACAGCGCUGUAGGUUGACUCGGGGCAGUAUUUUUCAAAUACUAGUAUUUUAAUCUGUAGAAACUGGAAUAUUACAUUGUGUAUAAGAGGUUACCCUAAAAAAAAGAGAACCCUUCUGUUGGUACGGACCAGUAAUAAGUUCUGUGAAUCAGUAAUUGGGAUACUGGUCCUAAACGGAGGUACCGUGUCUGUGGCCUGCUGGUAAUGAUCUGAUACAGUGGGGUGGAUUUAUAAUGUUUGUCUUCACACAAUACAUCGUUCAAUACUUGCUUUGUUUUUCUCUGGGAGCAUUUUUCUUUUGUUUUGCAUUCUUUGAAAUGCAGUAUUUGUAAAGACAUUUAUUAUUUGCCAACACUAAAGGAUGUGCUGGUAUCAACCUUUUUUAAUACUUUUUACUUUAUACAAAAACUCUAA